AUGAGUGAGAUUGCGAACUUGGGGUUCGAUGUUGAUUACUUCUAUAUUCCUUAUGGAGGUGAACUAAUCCCUCACAUAGUGGAAGACAAGUAUGAUUAUCCAUACGACGUUGGCUUGUUUAGUAGACUUGGACUUCACUGUUACAAUCUUGAGAAGGGAACCAGCCUCAGAUUGGCUGCUAUAAACAAAUACAACGAUGAGCUGAGGUUUACUCGGUGCCUCUAUUACUACAUAACGUCGGAGGCCAUUGACACAUCCACCAACUCUCUUUGCGAUUUUCAGACGUGUGUUUUCAAAGAUUUCCUUCCGGAACAUGCGUCCUUUGUCGCACAGACCGAAAUCUCCAGACUAAAAGGUUAA
Raphanus sativus (radish) is the source of this 360-nucleotide messenger RNA. RefSeq names its product UPF0725 protein At4g28920-like. Lineage: Eukaryota; Viridiplantae; Streptophyta; Magnoliopsida; Brassicales; Brassicaceae. Bases 1 to 360 code for a protein of 119 amino acids. The record is from RefSeq and is a predicted model, not a curated record. The transcript is spliced from 2 exons.